Oryza sativa Japonica Group (Japanese rice) is the source of this 902-nucleotide messenger RNA. RefSeq lists its product as uncharacterized. NCBI's taxonomy places the organism in Eukaryota, Viridiplantae, Streptophyta, Magnoliopsida, Poales, Poaceae. The record is from RefSeq and is a predicted model, not a curated record. Gene Ontology annotation, biological process: cell fate determination.
CAAUGGGAGGAACAAUCGAGAAAGCGACCUCCAAAUACUUGCAGUAUUUUAUGACGGAUUAUUCCUACUAAUCCAGCUCCCCUGAUCCUGGCCUAAACACUGUCUCUAUAAAUAGAACAAGGCCGUGCAACAACUUGAUCACAAGUUAACCAGGUCAUCACCAACAUACAAAGCUAACACCACUAGCUUAGCUCGCUUGGUCUCCCAAAGGAAGAACAUAUAUGGCCACUCCUCUCAACCUUCUCAUUGCUCUCCUCUUCAUCGUCGUCUCCGUUCAAGGGACAAAUGGGGCCGAUCGCUGCGCCGCGUCGAGCAGCAUCGAUGUGCAGACCAUCAACACCGGCGAGGCCGCGGCCGGCGGCGGCGACACGGUGUUCGAGGUGCAGGUGAAGAACCUGUGCGGCUGCAGCGUCAGGGACGUCCGGCUCGACGGCGGCGGCUUCGCGACGACGGUGGAGGUCGACCCGGCCGUGUUCCGCGCCGCCGACGACGGCGGCGACUACUACCUGGUGAACGGCGGCGGGCCGAUCGCCAGCAUGGCCACCGUCAGCUUCCGCUACACCUGGGACCACUUCUUCCAGAUCACUCCCCGGAGCAUGGAGGAAGAUCAGUGCUAGCUAUAGCUAGCUACAUACACUUGGGUACAUAUGCAAAGUUGGAGGGAAUAAUAUUCUUGCGUGAGCUAAUACACAUGUGUUGCAGUGUUAGCUAGUACUAUAUAUACUAAUGUUCCAUGAAAAGCUAGGUCAAGUGUGGAAGAAUUAUUCCUGCAUGGGUUUAUAUAUGUGUAGUACAGUGGUCUAAUGUGUACUGAGUGAGGGAUCGAAUAUUACAAAAAAAGUUUAGCUCAAUAAUGUAUACGGUCUUUUGCAUCUCAAUAAAUGGUUUGUAAUUGCUAGUUA